Molecule: messenger RNA, 6142 nt
Organism: Triplophysa rosa
Lineage: Eukaryota; Metazoa; Chordata; Actinopteri; Cypriniformes; Nemacheilidae
Gene: tmprss15
Product: transmembrane serine protease 15
Exons: 39
Coding region: 1569-5885 (1438 amino acids)
Biological process (GO): acrosome reaction; proteolysis
Cellular component (GO): membrane
Molecular function (GO): serine-type endopeptidase activity; protein binding
Source: RefSeq, a predicted model, not a curated record
UGCACUGUCGCAAUUUUGUAUAAUCACGACAUACUAAACCAUCCUUUCAAAAGAGGCAUUGGAGUGCGACCGACCGUCAAAAUAAGAAAUAUAUAUAUAUGAAUCAUUUUUAGGUCUUUCAUUUCGAAAUCCUAAAUGAUAACAAAUAAUGAGCGUGAGCGAUCUGGAAAAGAGCAUCUUCGUAGGAAACAUACACAGCUGUGUGACGGAGGAAAUCCUGUUUGAGUUGUUUCUGCAGGCCGGGCCAGUAGAAAAGGUGCAUAUAUUCAGAAAUGGGCAUCAGAUGCCAUAUGGAGUGGUUUACUAUAAACAUGCCGAGGCGGUUCCCUAUGCUGUUGAACUUCUGGAUGGGAUCUGGAUCUAUGGACAGCCGAUCAAGUUACAGUGUAAAUAUGGAAGACAUUAUCAGGAAAAUGACAUUUGGUGUACUACAGGCAUGGACAGUGGAGUGAUAGCAAACAGCAAGGGUGCCGUGCACAGGGACGAUAUGGCUUCGGAUGUAAAUAACAGUCUAGGUGUUGAGAACCAUUGUAAAACACCACACGGCUGGAGUGACAUGUUGUGCCAGCGGCUGUGUGGUACAGUCCACCCCUCCAGCAGUGGAUGGAGUCUGGAUACCCCCCUGGACAUCCAACCAGGAUGAACAGUCCUGGUUCUUUAGGUCAUCUAAUACCAAUGCGGGUUGUGCAAAUGUGAGUUUAAUGAGUAACAAACAUAAACACAGAAAACUGUAAAAAUGUGGUGAUGUAAAUUAUUAUUUUGCUGUCUUAGAUUAUGUACAAUGAACAACUGUUACAAGCACUGUACAAAUACACAAAUAUUAUACUCCUGAAACAGAAUGUAAUGUCUGUAAUAUCUUCUUUAAUAAUAAAUUUCUCUAAAGGCAUGUCAUGGUCUCUUUGUACGUGUAAGAACAGAUGUAUUUAUCUGACUGCUUGCUGAUGAAUCUUGUUUUACAUGAAUGUUCGGUGGGACUUUGCAUCUCUUGUUGCUAAAUCAGGUGCGGUAAUGAAAACGUCAAUAGCAAAAUGAAUGAUUGAUCUGUUUUGUUUCUAUGUAAUGACAGUUUUACGAGGGAAUAAAAUGACGUGUUGUAUAUAGGAUGACAGUUCAGUCAUUUGAACAGUCAUAUCAAAAGGUCGCUCUCUCAUACCGUGUUGUGGGUAGGGCAGUCAUCUGAGUUUAGAGGUGUUGUAUAAAAACACAGCAGAUGUUAUAAUACACGCUAUUAUCAAAAGUGAGAUUUCACCACCUGAUUAGAAGCGAUUUGUCAAAAUCUGAAAUAAAUAGAUUUGAUAGAAUAGGAUUAAGUGCUAAGAAGUCACAUCUCUGUUUUGAGUUCACUUUAUGGUCUUGUUUAUCUACAGUCUUGCCUACCGGCUUGGUUUCCGCCUAAUGGAAAUGCUGAUAAAAGUACUCAAUAAAAAAUUAUUACCAGGUUAUAUAAGAGAGACACGGGGAAGACAAGAGACAAACGAGAAACCUCCUCCAGAUACUGUCCCAUUACAAUUACAAAAACCUGUUGCGAUUUAAACUUAAAGUCUUGAGGGAAAGUUGUUGGUGUAAAUAUGUCUAGGAGAGGUAGUCGUCUGUCAUCCGUGGAGGUGCUGCUUUUGCUGCUGGUGGUUGUUCUGUUUGUGGUGUGUGUGAGUCUUAUUGCCGUCUCUUGGCUUGCGCUGGACAAAAAUGCUUCAGGACAGGAUGAAUCAGGUUCAGAGUUUACUGGGCGACUUGUUAUCACAAGUGGAGUCGUUUUCACAGCGGAUCUCCUCAACAGAAGCAGUGUGCAGUUUAAAGCCUUGGCUUAUGAUACUGAGCAGCAGAUAAAUGAAGCCUACAGUCGUAGUUCCCUUAAAGAGCAGUUUCAAAGCUGCAAGAUUAAUGAAUUCAGCGAGGGCAGUGUUGUUGUGCACUUUGACGUCCUCUUCCGUGCUGUUCUGGAUUCUAACACGGCACUAGAAGGGUUGAUAGAUGGUUUAAAACAGGGUGACACUGGAUCUAAUGAAGGACUUGUGAUUGACAGCAGCAGUGUACAGAUCUCAGAUAAAGAAAGUACAACACAGAGGCCAUCUACAACUAAACCAGUGAAGUGUCCAGAUCAACAGAAAGCAUGUGUGGAUGGUACAUGUAUAUCUACAAAUCAGUUCUGUGAUGGAAUAAACGACUGUCCUGACAGCUCAGAUGAGCAUCAAAGUGUCUGUGCGACUGUGUGCGAUGGACAGUUUCUUCUGCUCGAUCCGACUGGAUCCUUCCGCUCUAAAAACUUUCCGCAGGAAUACGACAGUGACAUGACGUGUCGUUGGGUCAUACGUGUGAACGACGGCCUAGCCAUCAAAAUAACCUUCCAUACUUUUCAUACGGAGGAAGACAUUGAUGUUCUGGACCUGUAUGAGGGAACGGGACUGACGAAAAAUUUAACAUAUUCUCUCUCGGGAAUGGCUCCUGGAAACAUCUGGCUUUUAUCUCAUGAUGCCACGGUUGAAUUUCACACAGACUUCAUUAACAACUUUCAGGGCUUCAAUGCUAGUUACACAGAAGAGAACAUCAGUCAUCUCUCGAAUGAAGACAAGAUAAACUGUUCGUUUGAAGAAGAUUUCUGUUUCUGGAGGCAGGAACUUAAACAUGAUCAUGGAGACUGGUUGAGAGGCCGAGGCUCUAUUCCUCCACUUGGCACCGGCCCGAGUUUUGAUCACACGCUGGCCAACCGAUCAGGGUCCUACAUAGUGACCCCUAGAAGUGCAGGAAGUUUGGAAAAGAAAUUUCGUCUCUAUAGUCUUCCACUGUCUCCUGUGAAUGAAUCUAUGUGUCUGAGAUUCUGGUAUCAUAUGUUUGGAGAUGAAGUUUGGCGUCUGAUAGUCACGACGGAGGAAGGAUCUACUGUCACUGUCCUCUUUCAGAAGGAAGGGAACUAUGGUGACAACUGGAACUACGGCCAAGCCACACUGAACAGCACAGCAAAUGUUGUGGUUGUGUUUGAAGCACAGAAAAGGGCGGGCGUCCUGAAUGAUAUCGCUCUCGAUGACAUCAGCAUUGUGCCUGGUUCCUGUGGGGAGGGGCCUCCUGAGCCCACCCUGGUCCCCCCGCCCAUCACUCCUCCUCCCAUGCCAGCUGACUGUGGGGGUCCGUUUGACCUCUAUGAGUCAAACUCAACAUUCAGUUCUCCAAAUUAUCCACUUGGCUAUGGAUCGAAAGCUUCGUGUAUGUGGACUUUGCAUGCUAAGGAAGGACAGAAUAUCCAGCUGCAUUUUCAAGACGUUGCUUUGGAGGCUUCUUAUGACAUUUUAGAAGUUCGGGAUGGUAUAGAGCCCAAUUCAGAAUUAUUAGUGAAGUGUCCAGAUCAACAGAAAGCAUGUGUGGAUGGUACAUGUAUAUCUACAAAUCAGUUCUGUGAUGGAAUAAACGACUGUCCUGACAGCUCAGAUGAGCAUCAAAGUGUCUGUGCGACUGUGUGCGAUGGACAGUUUCUUCUGCUCGAUCCGACUGGAUCCUUCCGCUCUAAAAACUUUCCGCAGGAAUACGACAGUGACAUGACGUGUCGUUGGGUCAUACGUGUGAACGACGGCCUAGCCAUCAAAAUAACCUUCCAUACUUUUCAUACGGAGGAAGACAUUGAUGUUCUGGACCUGUAUGAGGGAACGGGACUGACGAAAAAUUUAACAUAUUCUCUCUCGGGAAUGGCUCCUGGAAACAUCUGGCUUUUAUCUCAUGAUGCCACGGUUGAAUUUCACACAGACUUCAUUAACAACUUUCAGGGCUUCAAUGCUAGUUACACAGAAGAGAACAUCAGUCAUCUCUCGAAUGAAGACAAGAUAAACUGUUCGUUUGAAGAAGAUUUCUGUUUCUGGAGGCAGGAACUUAAACAUGAUCAUGGAGACUGGUUGAGAGGCCGAGGCUCUAUUCCUCCACUUGGCACCGGCCCGAGUUUUGAUCACACGCUGGCCAACCGAUCAGGGUCCUACAUAGUGACCCCUAGAAGUGCAGGAAGUUUGGAAAAGAAAUUUCGUCUCUAUAGUCUUCCACUGUCUCCUGUGAAUGAAUCUAUGUGUCUGAGAUUCUGGUAUCAUAUGUUUGGAGAUGAAGUUUGGCGUCUGAUAGUCACGACGGAGGAAGGAUCUACUGUCACUGUCCUCUUUCAGAAGGAAGGGAACUAUGGUGACAACUGGAACUACGGCCAAGCCACACUGAACAGCACAGCAAAUGUUGUGGUUGUGUUUGAAGCACAGAAAAGGGCGGGCGUCCUGAAUGAUAUCGCUCUCGAUGACAUCAGCAUUGUGCCUGGUUCCUGUGGGGAGGGGCCUCCUGAGCCCACCCUGGUCCCCCCGCCCAUCACUCCUCCUCCCAUGCCAGCUGACUGUGGGGGUCCGUUUGACCUCUAUGAGUCAAACUCAACAUUCAGUUCUCCAAAUUAUCCACUUGGCUAUGGAUCGAAAGCUUCGUGUAUGUGGACUUUGCAUGCUAAGGAAGGACAGAAUAUCCAGCUGCAUUUUCAAGACGUUGCUUUGGAGGCUUCUUAUGACAUUUUAGAAGUUCGGGAUGGUAUAGAGCCCAAUUCAGAAUUAUUAGCUGUCCUUACCGGGGAUCGAUCCUUCCCGGAUCUCUUCUCCAAAACCUCCCAGAUGACCGUCCUGUUUUUCACUGACGCAUCGGGGAGUGAGAGAGGAUUUCUAGCCAACUUCAGCACCGGCUUUCAUCUCGGUCGACCGGAGCCGUGUCCGACUGGCCAGUUUCUGUGUGGCACGGGCGAGUGUGUGUCUGCUGCCAGCGUGUGUGAUGGUGUUACACAUUGUCCUGACGGCUCUGAUGAAGCAGACUGUGUGCAUCUAAUAACAGAUAAUGUAACCGAUGAUAGUCGACUCAGAAUGCAAGUCCAGGAUCAUCUUUACACGGUCUGCUCUCAGAACUGGACUAGAGGACUGUCGGGGUUCUUUUGUCGCUACUUGGGCUACAGGUGGGGAUAUCAUACAUUAUUAAAGAUUAAGGAUGGAGAUGCUCCCUUUACUACGGUUGGUCUGAAUGCUAAUGGCACAUUGGAACUGAAACCGAGUGAGAAAUGUGUCAGCGAGAAUAUUGUUUCACUAUACUGCAACAAUUUCCCAUGUGGCGUCCUUAAAGUGCCCUCAAAAAGCGACACUGACAAGAAUGCAGGAAGGGUGGUGGGAGGUCAGGCUGCUCAGAAAGGGGCGUGGCCGUGGAUAGUGUCUCUGCAUUGGCAGGGGGGUCACGUUUGUGGAGCCUCAUUGAUUGACAGCGAAUGGUUGGUUACAGCCGCACAUUGUGUUUAUGGAAAGAACGUUCAUCUGUCAAACUGGGUAGCUGUUUUGGGUCUUCACACUCAGUUAGGUACGGAUGAGCCUGACAGACAAUACCGUACAAUCGAUAAGAUUUUUAUGAACCAACAUUAUAACAGGAGGACAAAGGAUUCUGACAUCGCGCUAAUGCAUUUGCAGACGCCUGCCAACUUCUCAGAUUACGUUCAACCCAUCUGCAUACCAGAACAUGGAACAUUAUUUAAAGAAGGCACAAAGUGUUUCAUCGCUGGUUGGGGAAAACUAUUUGAAGGCAGUUCAGCAGCUAAUGUGUUACAGGAGGCUGUUGUACCGCUCAUAAACAACACACAGUGUCAGCGGUGGCUGCCUGAGUACAACAUCACAGAUCAGAUGGUGUGUGCUGGGUAUCCUGAAGGUGGUGUGGACACCUGUCAGGGGGAUUCUGGAGGUCCACUAAUGUGUGAGGAGGACAACCAUUGGGCCACUCUUGUGGGGGUGGCAUCUUUUGGAAGAGGCUGCGGACAACCGCAGAGUCCUGGUGCAUAUGCGUACGUCAAUCCUUAUGUUGACUGGAUUGCAGAGACACGACGUCUCUUCUCAGAAUGGAACGGUCAUUAAAUAUAAAAUAAAGUUCCAUCUUAAAUAAAUUGUUUCCUAUGUGCUUCUGGACAUGCCAGGCCUCAAGGGUCAUGCUCUCCCUACUACCUGACUUGGUGUUUGCUGUGAUCUGUGCACUUUAUAGAGUUGCUUAUGAGAACGCAAAUAUUAAUGUGUAUUUUUAUGUAACCGGUAUUCAUCUAAUUAAAAAAAAAUCAGAUGCAUUCAUUUUAGAUGUAAUAUCUUGAAUAUCUUGUAAUAUUCCACGUUAAUAAAAU